This is a messenger RNA of Lizanozyma spartinae, 606 nucleotides long. RefSeq lists its product as uncharacterized. The coding region runs from base 1 to 606 and encodes 201 amino acids. The transcript is spliced from 2 exons. The record is from RefSeq and is a predicted model, not a curated record. NCBI's taxonomy places the organism in Eukaryota, Fungi, Ascomycota, Pichiomycetes, Serinales, Debaryomycetaceae.
AUGUACUCCCUACAGUCAAACUUCAAUGAAAACCCUCCCAAACCCACUACCAAUCCACCUGUUUCUCAAAGCAGAUCUCACAGUAGAUCCCAAAGCAGAUCUUCCGAUACCACAUCAUAUUCCUUUGUCCAAACACCUAUCACUCCUACUUCCACAGCAAUGGAUAAUCUUUCCUAUUUCAGUGGUAUACGAGAAAACACCUAUAAUAAUGACAAGGAAGAAGAACAAGAAGACGACGAUGAUGACGACUACGAUGAAAGCGAUGUCUUUGAAGUAUUUCUGUUGACUGCUAAUGGCACUGGUGCCAUGUCUGCCAACACUUCGGCUGCACUGAUCACAACCCCCAGUCCAAUUACAUCUGCAACACACGGAACAACCGCGCAUUCAAGGAAACCUCUGGAUCUCGAUUGUAUGCUUCCUCCCUUGCCUCCAACAGAUAUUCGUCAGUUUCAGCAGAAGAUCAACAAUUCUCCAGAACAUCAACAGUACAGGAAAUUAGAACAUCAACAAAAACAGCGUCAGGCAAACAAGGCAGAAGAUUUAGCCAAUUACAUUCUUUCGUUGGUGGAUGAAGACACUUGUGACUAUAACAGAUGGGCUUUUUAA